This is a messenger RNA of Lactuca saligna, 1826 nucleotides long. The record is from the annotation of a GenBank genome assembly. NCBI's taxonomy places the organism in Eukaryota, Viridiplantae, Streptophyta, Magnoliopsida, Asterales, Asteraceae.
AAAAUAACCAUGUUUGACCUCAAUUUAUAGAUCCCACAAAAACCCAUUUGGAUUUGCUGGCUUUCAGCCAUUUAUUUUGUUGUUUUUCUUCUUCUAGACGAGGAGAGUGGUUCUUGUCUGCUGAUAAUAGAAAGCAAAUGUUCGUUUUGUUUAAUCACACAUCACCCCAAAGACACCGAUUGUUUAAAUUAAAAGAAAAAUAAAUAAAUAAAUAUAAUCAAAUAAAAACCUUCUCUUCACUCUCUUCAAUUAUCUUUAUCUUCCCAUUUCUCCUCCCCUCUUUCUCUCUCCAUCUUCAUCUUCUCAAAACAUAUACAUAUACUUAUAUUUAUGUACAAAGUUUUGAUUUUUGAUGGAUCUACAGAUCUAACCCAUCUAAACUCACAUGGGUUUGCUCUAAACUCGUUCAGAUCUCCAUCUUUUUCAUUUGUUAUGAUCCAUUAGCUUACCAAAAACCACACUUGCAAAAAAAAAAGCCUAACUUUCAACUGAAACUCGAAACUCGAUAAAAGAAGAUUCUGCGUCGAUACACUCUUGUUUCACAUCCAUUUUCGGAUGUUGAAAAAUCAUCAAAUCGGUGGUAACUUGUGGUGAAAUGAGGGAUGUUAUCGACAUUGAUAAACUUUCUAAAAGCCUGUUGGCGACCCUCCGAUCGUUACCCAUACACCGGUUCCGACACAGCCGGAAAACAAGACGGACUUCUUUGGUAUAAAGACCUCGGCCACCAUUUAAAUGGCGAGUUCUCCAUGGCUGUUGUUCAAGCCAAUAUGCUACUCGAAGAUCAAAGCCAGAUUGAAUCCGGUUCUUUAAGCUUUCUCGAUUCUGGCCCCUAUGGAACUUUUAUCGGCGUCUACGAUGGUCAUGGUGGGCCCGAAACAUCGCGUUAUGUCAACGAUCAUCUUUUUCAAAAUCUCAAAAGGUUUACUACAGAACAACAGUCGAUGUCGAUUGAUGUUAUACAGAAGGCGUUUCAGGCAACUGAAGAUGGGUUUUUGUCGAUUGUCGCUAAACAAUGGAUUGUGAAACCCCAAUUAGCUGCUGUUGGAUCUUGUUGUUUAGUUGGUGUGAUUUGUAAUGGCGUUCUUUAUAUUGCUAAUGCUGGUGAUUCACGAGCUGUUUUAGGGAGAGUUGUGAAGUCGACUGGUGAAGUUAUUGGGAUUCAAUUGUCGACUGAACAUAAUGCGAGUAUUGAAUCUGUAAGACAAGAGCUUCAUCGAUUGCAUCCUGAUGAUCCUCAGAUUGUCGUUUUGAAACAUAAUGUUUGGCGUGUCAAAGGCCUUAUACAGAUAUCUAGAUCUAUAGGUGACGUAUACCUCAAAAAAGCAGAAUUUAACCGUGAACCCUUAUACGCCAAAUUCCGGCUCCGCGACCCGAUCCGAAGACCCAUAUUAACCGCCGACCCGUCAAUAUCGACCCAUGAACUCGAACCGGAUGACCGAUUUCUCAUAUUUGCAUCCGAUGGUCUUUGGGAACACCUCACCAAUCAAGAAGCAGUUGAUAUAGUUCAAAAUCACCCAAACAAUGGAAGUGCUAGAAGGCUAGUGAAAGCAGCAUUACAAGAAGCAGCUAAAAAGAGAGAAAUGAGGUAUUCAGAUUUGAAGAAGAUCGAGAGGGGCGUAAGGCGUCAUUUUCACGAUGACAUCACCGUUGUGGUUGUGUUUCUUGAUUCGAAUUUAGUGAGUAAAGCAAGCUCAUGUAAAGGGCCGAAUUUGUCUUUGAGAGGAGGUGGUGUAAACAUGGCGGCAAAAACUUUGGCACCACUGUCAACCGCCACAGAGAUCAGUAGCACCACCGCUGCUACUGCCGCCACAGCCACCGCCAUGUAA